AUGUUGUCACUCGUAUCAUCCAGUCGCUUUGGUAUAGUCCUGAGUGUGCUUUUAGGCGUGACGCAGUCGCACGUUAUUCCGCUGAUAGACAAUAUCACGAACCACAGCGGGCUUCAACGACGCCAGGGAGAUAAAAAUCCCACACAUUUCAACUGGGUCAAAAGUUUCGCCGCCAUUGGAGAUAGCUACUCGGCCGGAAUUGGUUCUGGUGCGCAUUUAGGGCAGAUAUGGCACAACCGUGACGACUGGAGGUGCUCGCGUUAUGACCAGUCAUACCCAAUGAUCAUGAACAAUUAUUUGGGCACCGAUGUUGAAAAAUUCCAGUAUCUUGCAUGCAGCGGCGACAAGAGCUGGCAGAUAUAUGACCAGGCAAAGAAGCUCGAGGGCAACAUCGACUUGCUGACGCUGACGGCUGGGGGUAAUGACUUGUGUCUGGCGGAAAUCAUCAAAGACUGCAUCAUGCUAUCCUUCUACGGCGAGGCGACCUGCAACGCUAUUCUGAAGAAAGCGCAGGGAAAUCUCGAUCUGAUCAUGCGCCACAACAUCAAAGAAAUCCUGCUCGCACUGAACGACAAAAUGGCAGACGAUGGUAUUGUGGUUUUCAAUAGUUAUGCACGCUUUUUCAACACGGAGAACGAGGAUUGCGCCCAGAAACAGGACUGGAGUUCCUUUGAGUGGGUUCGCUCUAUAUGGCUCAAUCUGCAGCGGCCAUUGCCGCUCACCGUUGCCCGCCGCAAACGCUUCAACGAGUUGACAACGGGCUUGAAUGAUGUCAUCCACGACGUUAUAAAGGAAGUGCAAAGCGAAGUCAAAUAUAACAUCGGCUUUUCCAACUGGGACCGAUGGGCAAUCGAGGGUGUCAAAGGCCAAAUGUGUGACCCAUCCUCCAGCGGCGCCUACCCAGAUCCUGACCAGCCUGACCUGAUUUUCUUCAAGCCUGAUACCCGUAAAUCAGAAUUCACGGUGUUUCCCUUUUCGAGCACCAUUAAACGUAACAUCAACGAAACAGUAGAUUCAAACGAUAGUGGACGUCAAAACCCGAGCCGUUUCAAUGAAAAGCAGAUUGGCGCUCUGGGCGGUCGCCUGAACCUUCCCCCACGAGAUUUGGAUGAGGACGGCGUAAACCGCGCCAUCUACAAAUCAUCUCUGUGGAAUUCUGUCAAUCCUCGCGCGGCGGCAUUGAAGAGAUUGGACCCUCGCGCUCCUGACUUGCCCGGUUGUCCCGGGAAUGACAAUGGGCCGCUCCCCGGGUUAGGUGACUUCGUGCCCGAUUUCUUCGGGCGUGUUUUUCAUCCCAAUGAAGAAGGGCAUAACGCCAUUGCUUCCUUUGCCAUUGAAACCACAAUGAAUCUGCGAGCCAAGGUGCUGGGUGUAGAGCCCAAGAUUUGCGAGGUCAAAGAACAAUUCAAGUGUUGGCAAAAAGAGGGCAUGAAGGGUUACGCAACGGCAGACGUGCUUGACAUGAACUACAAGAAGUUCUGUGACGAAGUCAAGCCUCCCGGUGAGGGUGCGGUCGGAUGGAAAUUCACCAAGAAAUAUCAGGUUGGCACGCCAGACGAGCAAGAGUUUGAAUACGAACUAGGAGAUUUGGGCGACGGAUUUAACAAGAACGAGUGCCUUGAGUCAUUCAAACGAAUAAUCCACGGCUGUGAUGGGAAUGAUCCUGAGAACCCUCUGAAUUGGAAAUUUGGCGGGACAUGGAAGCGUGACCAGGACACGUAUACAGUUACUCCCAAGCGAACGAACCGUCCCUGGCCGCUCAAAAAGCCAUAUGGCUCUUGUGAGGGUGAGAGUUUUAUAUCAUUUAGCGGCUAUGUGAUCGCUGGAGCUGGCUGGUCUAGCUGGGACGAAGGUCGAGAGUCAUUGUUGCCGGCCAUUAAAAGCUGUCUCGGCAAAGGUGUAACAACAUGGACAUUCAAAUAUCUCGACAAACCUGACGAUGACGGCUAUGAGUGGUAUGUGGGAUUCCACACACCUGUAUUUGUUAACAACCGGUGUUUCAAGAAUAACAAAGCGGUAUUUGGCGCUAAGGGUUUCACCGAUGGUUGUAAAGGGAGCGGCUGGGCCUGA
Uncinocarpus reesii 1704 is the source of this 2070-nucleotide messenger RNA. RefSeq lists its product as uncharacterized. The record is from RefSeq and is a predicted model, not a curated record. The transcript is spliced from 2 exons. Gene Ontology annotation, molecular function: triacylglycerol lipase activity. Lineage: Eukaryota; Fungi; Ascomycota; Eurotiomycetes; Onygenales; Onygenaceae. Gene Ontology annotation, biological process: triglyceride catabolic process. Bases 1 to 2070 code for a protein of 689 amino acids.